This is a messenger RNA of Malurus melanocephalus (red-backed fairy wren), 4768 nucleotides long. RefSeq names its product CTP synthase 2 (gene CTPS2). The record is from RefSeq and is a predicted model, not a curated record. Gene Ontology annotation, biological process: CTP biosynthetic process; pyrimidine nucleobase biosynthetic process. The transcript has 19 exons. Gene Ontology annotation, molecular function: CTP synthase activity; identical protein binding. Gene Ontology annotation, cellular component: cytoophidium; cytoplasm. NCBI's taxonomy places the organism in Eukaryota, Metazoa, Chordata, Aves, Passeriformes, Maluridae. Bases 293 to 2071 code for a protein of 592 amino acids.
GCGCGGCACCUGUGGGGCGGGGGUGGCCCCGGCCGGGUGUGGCUGUGGCUGUGGCUGUGGCUGUGGCUGUGGCUGUGGCUGUGCCCGCACGUGUGUCCGUGUCCCCUCCGUGUCCCCGCGCUCGGAGGCGCUUUACCCGCGGGGUUGCGCCCUCCCCGGCAGGUGCCGCCCCCGUCCCCCGGCGGUGCGCUCGGCUCGGCGGCCCCGCGGCGGGCGCUCCUCGUCUGCGCUGCCGGGCUCUGGUUCGGAGCAGCCGCCUUUAGCACCUACAUUUCCAGUUCAAGGUCUGCAUAUGUGUGCAGGUUUUCCAAUGAAGUACAUCCUGGUAACUGGUGGUGUCAUCUCAGGCAUUGGCAAAGGGAUCAUUGCAAGCAGCAUUGGCACCAUCCUGAAAUCAUGUGGYCUACGUGUCACUGCAAUCAAAAUUGAUCCAUACAUAAACAUAGAUGCWGGAACCUUUUCACCAUAUGAACAUGGUGAAGUUUUUGUAUUGAAUGAUGGUGGGGAAGUUGACUUAGACUUGGGAAAUUAUGAGAGAUUUUUGGACAUCAAUCUCUAUAAAGAUAACAAUAUCACGACUGGAAAGAUAUAUCAGCAUGUUAUUAAUAAAGAAAGACAUGGUGAUUAUCUGGGAAAAACCGUUCAAGUUGUUCCACACAUUACUGAUGCAGUUCAGGAAUGGGUAAUGAAUCAGGCCAAAGUUCCAGUGGAUGAUGACAGAAGAGAGCCACAAAUCUGUGUAAUUGAGCUGGGUGGAACCAUUGGGGAUAUUGAAGGAAUGCCAUUUGUUGAAGCAUUUAGACAGUUUCAGUUCAAAGCAAAAAGAGAGAACUUCUGUAAUAUUCAUGUUAGCCUGGUACCACAGCCUAAUGCUACUGGUGAACAGAAGACAAAACCAACACAGAACAGUGUUCGAGCACUGAGGGGUCUAGGCUUGUCUCCAGAUUUGAUWGUCUGCAGAAGUGCAAAACCUAUAGAGAUGGCUGUGAAGGAGAAGAUUUCCAUGUUUUGUCAUGUGGAGCCUGAGCAGGUGAUAUUUAUUCAUGAUGUUUCUUCUACUUAUCGAGUACCAAUCCUAUUGGAGGAGCAAGGCAUCCUUAAGUAUUUCAAACAAAGGCUAAAUUUACCUAUUGAUGACCAGCCAAGUGAUCUUCUAAUGAAGUGGAAGAAAAUGGCUUGCAGGUAUGAAAGGUUGCUGAAGGUGUGUUCCAUAGCUCUYGUUGGCAAGUACACGAAAUUAAGUGACUGCUAUGCAUCUGUUUUCAAAGCUCUGGAACACUCUGCGCUGGCAAUUAAUUACAAACUGGAUUUAAUGUACAUAGAUUCAACAGAACUUGAGYGUUCUACAGAAGCAGAGAACUCAGUGAAAUAUCACCAGGCAUGGCACAAACUGUGCAAAGCAGAUGGCAUUCUGGUCCCAGGAGGUUUUGGAAUUAGGGGAACAGAAGGCAAACUCCAAGCUAUCUCCUGGGCAAGAAAAAAGAAAAAACCUUUCCUUGGGGUUUGCCUGGGAAUGCAGUUAGCAGUUGUGGAAUUUGCAAGAAACUGUUUGAAUUGGGAAGAUGCAAAUUCUACAGAAUUUGACCCAGACACAAAAAACCCCGUUGUUAUUGACAUGCCAGAGCACAAUCCUGGAGAUAUGGGAGGAACAAUGAGACUGGGGAAGAGGAGGACUGUUUUCAAAACUGAAAAUUCUGUUUUAAGGAAACUUUAUGGUGAUGAAAUGUUCGUAGARGAGCGACACAGGCAUCGAUAUGAGGUGAACCCAGAACUGACUCAUUGCUUUGAAGAGAAAGGCUUGAAAUUUGUUGGCCAUGAUACAGAAGGGAACAGGAUGGAAAUUAUUGAACUGGAGAAUCACCCAUAUUUUGUGGGAGUUCAGUUCCACCCAGAAUUUUCCUCAAGACCUAUGAAACCUUCACCUCCAUACCUUGGACUGUUGCUAGCAGCAACUGGAACACUGAACGCAUACCUGCAGCGUGGAUGUAAAUUGUCUCCAAGUGACAGCUACAGUGACCUAAGUGAUGACAGCUCUCCAGAAAAAGAGUUUCCUUAUUCUGACACAAGCUGAAAUGGUUGUAUGAGAGCACAGAAAUGGAUGAUGCUAUUGAGAAACUUGGGAACAGGCCAAUAUUGAAUAGAAGAAAGUAGAAGAGUAAACUGCUUGCAGUUCUCAUACUGUUUCUUCCUCUACUAUUCUGAUUACAGAUGACAGUUUUACUGUUCUGUAGCAAAAACUGUUCUGUGUAAAUGCUGUUUCUCUUCAAAAGUUACCAAACGGUUGCGCACCUUAGCUGUUAAUCAUUAUUCAUCUUGUCCUAUAUUUCAGAGUGAUCUCAGGUGAAUUGUAUUAAUUCACUAGUUCACAGCUGUUCUUGGUUUGAAGGAAGAUUUGACUGGUUUCAGUUUGCCUUGGAACAGGAAGACAGAAUUCAUUAGUUCUUGGGAAUGAGGGGAAAUGCACUAAAACAUUUAAGGGAAAAUUGUUUUAUUCUUGAGCAGUAGAAAACUGUUGCAGGUUUUUUUCCCUAUUAAGCUUGUAUAUGUGGUUUUUUUUACUUUUUUGCUGUUCAAUAUGUACAAAUGAAAAAUGGUUGCUGUAUUUCAGCUCUGUGUGAUUAUAAUAAUUAAUGUUGAAUGCAAGUUUUUUCACUUUUUUUUAUAAGUGAUUUGACUUCGCAUAAAUUCAUUUGCUCUGCUUCUCCUGGAAGUCUGAUAUACUGAAUGUAAUUCUAACCUACAAAAUUACAGAAGUGGUAUUAAAAGGUGGUUUUAUAUUUGUAUUUUGUAAGAGAGAAAGUAAAUAACUUUAUAUGUUAAGCUCUAGUUUCUUGUAUGAAAGUUGUAUAAAAAACAGGCAUAAACCUGGAGAGUUAUCUGGCCUCCAGCUGUGCCACAGUUAAUUGCAGUCAAUAAGUGUAAAGCAAAUUAAGUAAGGUUCACCCUUGUUUUCCUGCAUCCUGUGACCACUCCAUUGUCAUGGCACUUACCCCCCAGCAGAAUGGAAUGAUGUUUUAAUUUAGAAAUCACUGCAUCACAACUGCAGGCAGCCCUGCAAAGCCAGGGAGAGAGAGAAGAGGAAGGUGAGAGGUGCUGUUCUGCCUGUAAGGCUGGAUCCCGUUAUCUGUGGGCCAUCAUCAAACCUGUCACRGAAGCUGAACCUGAGCUAUGUAACUGAUGGGCUCCAGAUGCUUGGAACACAYUUUUCUAUAAAGAAAAAUUCUGGAUUUUGAGUGUUGUGCUUCAUUUUGAUUUUGGGCRAAGUGACUUCUUUAAUUCAUCAGAAGUUAGAUAUCUGCACAGAAGUAAAAAGCACCAUUUUCCUUGUUACAGCUUUGUAAAACAGCAAGUUUGAGAGCUUUGCAUUGCUAUAGAAAAUCUCAGGUUACACAGCAAAUUUGUCUCUUCACUAAAAGAAGCUUUAAUGGUAAUGAAACACAAAGUAUAUUUUCAUGGCAGCACUUUCCUAAAGUAGUUUGUGAAUAYGUGCCUUAGAAAUAGUGACAGCAGGAUUGAUGUCACUGUAUGUCUUGCCCAAUGAAAGACACUGGCCACUGCUUUGUGAAAUGUGAAAAAUUUCCUAAGAUUGUAAUGUGCAAAUGUAUUUUCAAAACAUUUUCAAUAAAUGGUGUUAUUUGGAAGUGUUUGAGUACCUGCUAAAAAAUUGUGGWGCCAAUUGUGAACUGUGGUGUUAAGGAGAGAACUCAUCAUUUAAUCAUKUUGCAGUUGUAUUGCCUGUGAGAAACUGUGAUUUUACAAAAAAAAAAAAAAUAAAGGGGACAAAAAGACAUCCAACCUGAAGUGCAGCUGGAAGUAGCACCCUUGCCAGUGCUCUUCCAUGUAAAAGCAGUUUUGAGCAAUACCUUAAAAGUAGCGGUUGAGUUCUCUGCAGGAACCUGUGGAAGCAGGAAUUGCAGCCCUGAGCUAAAGGAGGUUUUCAGGAAAGGCAGAUUGUCAACGAUCACAAGGGCGGGAGCUUGCUGCCCAAAAGGAUGUGGAGGAGAUAAGGGAGUCAAGUGUGUAAAGAAGCAAAUGACUUACUAACUUGAGCUAACGUCCUCAUGGGAGUUGUGUUACAGCUGCCAUGGCAAUGCAAAUGUAAUGUGUUUCUCCCCAAAGUCUGAGUGCAUUGAUGACAGUAGGGAGUGUGAAUACAGCCUGGAGAACUUCUGAGMUGGCAGCAAAGCCAGAUCAGUGCAGAAGUGAACAGGAGCUGUGGAAACCUGUGUGGGACUGGCUGAAGCUCAUUUCCCACAACUUCACUGUUUGGAUACGUGAGGUGACCAAAAUCUGCUGAGAAAGGGAGCAAGGGGGAGCAAGGGGGAGCAGAGCAGCACUGCCCUUGAAGAACAAAGAGCCUCUUCCAGCAUCCUGUGGAAACUCACUGCAACAUGACAGGAGAGUAAACAAAUGAUACAAUUGUUUCUGUGCUGAAUAACGCCUCAUCCUAGCACACAGGUAGGAGAAGGCUUCUGCACUGGGACAUCUGCGKGGGAGUUGUGUUUCUGUGCCUCAGCCUUUUAUCCCAUGCAGUGCUUCGUUUUUCCCUGCUGGYAGCUGUUAGCUCUGUGAUAACUUCCAGACAAACUCUUGCCACUUCACCCUGUCCCCACUGUUGACAUGGGUCAUGCUUUGUUCAAGGAUUUCUCACCUUUUCCCAGGUAGCAGCCUUUGUGUUCUUGAUGACAAUGAACUUAGUAUCUCGGAUAUUUCUCCCUUUAUUUAGUACUGUCUAGAUUUUCAGGUAUUCAGUUGUGUCUGAAUUGGU